Messenger RNA from Homarus americanus (American lobster), 967 nucleotides. Its product is annotated as spidroin-1-like. The transcript is spliced from 3 exons. Bases 46 to 855 code for a protein of 269 amino acids. The record is from RefSeq and is a predicted model, not a curated record. NCBI's taxonomy places the organism in Eukaryota, Metazoa, Arthropoda, Malacostraca, Decapoda, Nephropidae.
GAGCCAACCACCACCACUCAGUGUUGACCCAGAGGCCAGUGCAAGAUGAAGACUCUCCCCGUUGGUGUUCUCCUAACCGUGAUGGCGACUAUGGUCUCUGCUGCCAGGGUGAGGCGUGGCUAUGGUAGUGGAGGCACCUCCUACCUAGUAGUGGGCGGAGGUGGUCACGGUCCCUCGUCUUCCCAGAUCGCUAACCAGGCUGCGUUUCACGCCACGGCUGCCGCUGCCAGCCAAGGCAGUGCUGCACACUCUGCAGCCGCUGGCGCUGCUCGUGGCGUAGCAAGUGUCGCAGCCAGUGCCGCUAGUAGAGCCAAUCAUGCUGCGUCUGCGAACUAUGCACAGGCAGCCCAACUUAGCCAUGCACUGGGAGCAACGCAGGCGAACGCUUUCAGGCAAGGCAGUCAGGCUGCUGCGGCUGCUGGUGCCGCCCAAACCGCCUAUGCCAGAAAGGUUUGGGCGUAUAAUCAAGAAAAUUCCCACUACGGAGGUGGUUAUGGCAACCACGCUGAUCUGGAGUACGCCAGACACAACUUUUACAGAGCCUCGGCCAACGCAGCAGCAGAGGCAGCUGAAGCCCACUAUGCCCAGCAGCAGGCAAACUCCCUGUCCCUGCAGAGUGCCCUGGCCAAUCACCAGCUGCAGUCUAGUGCUGGCGCUGCUGCCCAGGCCACCGCCGCUGCCACCAAAGCCCUCGCCAAAUCUCAUGGAGCCAACCUCGGAGGCUACGGUGGUGGCGGUGGCUAUGGUGGCGGUUAUGGCGGCAACAGCUAUGGUGGCGGUUAUGGCGGCAGCAGCUAUGGCGGCAGUUACAGCGGCGGUGGCGGCAAUGGUGGCGGUUACGGCUACUACGGCUAGAUUAUUUGCUGUACUGAAUUGAUUUUUUCUAUUACUUCAUGUUUUAGGUCAGGUGAUGACAAGGGUUAUUGUCGACACGUUACCAAAUAAAUAUUUUGCUGUUUAUUCAUUU